AUGGAAAAUCCGAGACAAUGGCAUGUUUUCCUAUCAGAAGCAGUAUGGCCGAAUAGAACCAGCCAAAAAUCGGCCACAGGGACCUCACCUUUCAGGAUGGUGUAUGGACAUGAUGCUAUGUUGCCAAUGGAGCUGACUGUAAUGUCUACUCGCUGUUUGUAUCAAAAUAAAUUAUCCAAGGAUGAUUACUUUGAUAAAAUGGUGAUAGAAUCCUUGGAUCUCGACGAGGAAAGAUUGGUAGCAUUACACUACCUCGAAGCUCAGAAAAGAAGAGUUGAACGAGCAUACAACAAGCGAGUAAAGCCAAAAUCAUUUGCUGAAGGCGAUCUGGUAUGGAAGGCAGUCUUGCCUAUUGGCCAUAAAGAUAGGCGAUUCGGUAAAUGGAGUCCAAACUGGGAAGGCCCUUUCAUCAUAACUACCAAGUUGACAUGCGGCGCUUACGUCCUGGCGAAUAUUGAUGGGGAAGAGCAUGACAGGAUGAUUAACAGUCAGUUCCUAAAGAAGUACAUUCCUAGUUGUUGGGCGAAUAUUGACCGACGGUUGUACUUUUAUCGGACGUUUUAG
Molecule: messenger RNA, 564 nt
Organism: Mercurialis annua (annual mercury)
Lineage: Eukaryota; Viridiplantae; Streptophyta; Magnoliopsida; Malpighiales; Euphorbiaceae
Exons: 1
Coding region: 1-564 (187 amino acids)
Molecular function (GO): nucleic acid binding
Source: RefSeq, a predicted model, not a curated record